GGCACCUUCAACCAUGCAGCUCAAACAAACUCUUCUCCUCCCAGCAUCACUCGCCCUGGUUGCGGCCCAAGACGACGUGAUCAGUUCCAUCGUCAGCGACGUAACCAGCGCGAUCGACAGCAUAGCUUCAGACGUAACAUCUGCAGGUGGUGAUGCGACCUCUUUCUUCGGCAGCCUAGGAACAGCAAUCACGAGCGUGGGCGAAAGCGUCUACACCGUAGCAACCGAUGGCGCAGGCUCGAUAGUUUCCACCAUCACCUCUGAAGCAGGAGAAUUCGGAUCUCAAGUCACUUCGAUUGGAGAAAGCGUGUAUACCGUUGCGACUAACGAGGCGGGAUCCAUCGUCUCGACGAUCACGUCUGGAGCAGAGAGUUUCGGCAACCAAGUCACGUCUGUGGGCGGGUCAGUCUUUACUGUUGCUACGAACGAAGCGGGAUCCGUCGUGAGCACGAUUGGAAGUGCUGCGUCUUCUGCUGCGGAUGAUGCGACGGGAACGUCAGAGGCUGGAGCUAAGAUUACUGCUGCGCCUGUGAUUGCUGGGGGUUUGCUUGGGGCUGCGGGUAUGGCUGUUGUUGCUUUGUUGUAGACGAGAUUCUACGAGUUCUCAGCGAUGGCGUAAGGGAAGCGAAUGUGCUUUGCAUAGUGUUUCCAAGACCCAGAAAACGCGUCGGAGAGACGACGACAGCUUUAUUGUACUUUUAUGAGUGCAGAUGGAGCAUCUGGUAAUACGAUCAUGAUUUAACUGC
This is a messenger RNA of Pseudocercospora fijiensis CIRAD86, 746 nucleotides long. RefSeq lists its product as uncharacterized. NCBI's taxonomy places the organism in Eukaryota, Fungi, Ascomycota, Dothideomycetes, Mycosphaerellales, Mycosphaerellaceae. The record is from RefSeq and is a predicted model, not a curated record. Bases 14 to 586 code for a protein of 190 amino acids. The transcript is spliced from 2 exons.